Molecule: messenger RNA, 1863 nt
Organism: Leptosia nina
Lineage: Eukaryota; Metazoa; Arthropoda; Insecta; Lepidoptera; Pieridae
Source: the annotation of a GenBank genome assembly
AUGGGCCUCCAUGACAUCGGCCUGCCCCAGGAGAAGCUUCCACAGUGCUGGUCUGACGAUGUGCGGAUGAAUGCUCUCUUUGCACCCUUUCGAUUAAAGUCCGCCAAUCCAGAAUCAUGGGAUAUGAAGAUGAAAUUUUGGUCCGACAUCGCGCGUCGGUGGUGUAUACAUAAAAAUGACCCAAUAAUAUCCGCGUCGGACAUAAAAUUCGCUUUUCAACGCAACGGUCGAACGCCUGCCUGCAUAGACAUUGUGGUUGAAGAAAUGUUUCGAAGCGGUGAGCUGUGUCCCCUGUCUAAAUAUCAGCAGAUCCUGCAUAAUGGCCCAGAGGGCUGGGUCUUGUGGGGAGCAAAACUUGCUUUCAAACCGGCCGCUUUGGCUCUAACAGCUGUAACCUCUUUGUUGCCUACCCGACAAACUGUGGACAAUGACGGUUUGCCAAAGAGCAAUAUAGACUCAACACAAAGAUUUGUCCUGGAAAGUGUUCUCAAGGAUCAAGCGAUAGAAUUUCUCAAUAACUACCCCCCUGGUGUGGAGAGAAUUGGCACUAUUGAGGAUCUGAUGAGAAAUGUGGAGCACGCGAAAAGAGAAACAUUUGAGUUGCUAAUCGGGUACCUGGUGUCCCAGGGUGCAGCUGUUAAGAAAGAUGACAUUGUAAAGUUGGCCGAACCGAAUAAGACAGUGGAUCCUAUAAACGAGUUAGAUGCAGCUCUCGUAAAACUGAUGUCGGCUGAGAAACGGCUUAACGAUGACCUGAUGCGACUCAACAAGGAGGUGCUCUCCGUUGAUAAUGAUGUUAGAGCUGCUCUUAAACUCGGGAACAAACUUGCAGCUAAGAAGCACCUCCGACGCAAACACAUGGUACAACAGAGAGUGGAAAAGUGUGAAGCAGCAUUACUUAAUGUGCAGCAGCUGCUGCAGCAAACGAGGGAAGUGGACGUCAACACAGCUGUAGUCGAUACAUACAGGCUCAGCGCAAAGGCAAUGAAGAACACCAUGAAGGAGGGUGGUCUGGAAGAGGACCUCGUUCAUGACACAAUGGAUGACCUUAAAGAGGUGAUGGAUAGUUACAACGAAGUGGAGCGGGCGUUAGGUGGAACCAUCGAUGAUGUGGACCUCAACGAAUUGGAGCAAGAGCUGAACGAACUGCUCUCCGGCCCUGGCGGAGGCGAGGGGGGCACGCCGCAGAAGGACAGGGAUAUAAAACUGCCCUCGCCACCUAUGGCGAAACCCAAAAGGGUCUCCGAAAGGGACUUUGUCUUCGAUGGGGAAGAGCAAAUGUUGGCUGACCUCAACCAGCUGGAUCUGGAGGACGCUAGUCCCCGAAGGGGGAGAGGAAAACAGCCCGUGCCCCUUGUUGUGGGAGAAUCUUCAAAAGAACCCUCGACAACCAAGUCUUCGAAGGUGGAUAAAUCGAAACCGUGGUACCCCCCGGAGGGUGAGUGCUUACGGGAUAACUGGAGUCGACCAGACUCAAACCUCCAGGACCUCAGUCGGGAGUACGCGGAACUUAGACUCGACGAGAGACUGCAUCCAGGCCAAGAGCUGAACGUGGACUUCAGCCGGUCUCCGCGUCACUUCGGCGCCGAGUUCCAAGUCCGCGACCACAAGAGCGCCUCCGGGGUGUGGCUCUUCAACAGUGAAGAUACGAGGCGGGCUGACCUCGCCGCGAGCACGCGCUUCUCAGGAGCAUCCAGUCCGGGAAAGGCGGAGAGCUCGUUUCUGAUGGCGGUGGGUGGCGAAAGGAAAUCCCCCACGCAGCCGUCACCCACUCCCGCCUCCCCCUCGAAGACCUCCAGCAGUGACGACGACCUUCAGGAGCUGCAGAAGAGACUCGACAGCUUGAGAGGUUUCAAGUUAUAG